Molecule: messenger RNA, 2484 nt
Organism: Cygnus atratus (black swan)
Lineage: Eukaryota; Metazoa; Chordata; Aves; Anseriformes; Anatidae
Gene: GPR83
Product: G protein-coupled receptor 83
Exons: 4
Coding region: 608-1879 (423 amino acids)
Biological process (GO): neuropeptide signaling pathway
Cellular component (GO): membrane
Molecular function (GO): neuropeptide Y receptor activity
Source: RefSeq, a predicted model, not a curated record
UUAUUCCUUUGGCCAAGAGGAAAUCCCUGCCAAGGGAUUUAAAUAUUUCCCUCUGAGGGGAAAAAAGCCUUUGGAAAAAUGCUGUGAGUACAGUAAAAGCAGUGCACAUACGCAGAUUUUCUAUGCUCUGUGCUCAUUUGUGACUGUUGAGCUGUGACAUAGGCUGAAACUCGCCUGUCGGUCCUUUAAAGCUGAACUUCACUUUGAAACGAGUCCUGGAAGACAGCAGGGCUGCUGCGCACAUCGCUGUUCAUAAACAGCACCGGAUUAGCAUGAGUGGGGCUGCCUGUAGAGAAAAAGGCUGCUGAGGACCGAAGAGACAGGUUUUGCCUUUCAUGCAGAGUGCAGGCGUCUUUGUCUUGGAGUAACGCCCGGGGGGGGUGUAAUCGCGUGGAAAAGCAGCGCGUCAGAGCCGGGGCGAUGCUACGCAGCCCGGUGGGCAGGCAUGCUGGCUGCGAGCUUGUGUAAGAGCACGGAGCCUGCCGGAGCAGCAAAAGUAGCGAGGAGCCGAGCGGGAGAGGAGCCCCAGUGCAUGGCCAGCCUCCCCGCCACGGCACGAGCUGCAAACGGGUGAGAUCCCAGGCAGCACGCAGCAUCGUCGUCGGGGAUGUUGUCCCUUUUCAUCUGUUUCUCCCUCCCCUACUUUGUUAACGCCUUCACGACCUCGGGAAAGUUGCCCCUCAACAGAAGCCUUGAGGAGUCUCUGGGAAUCCCGACCGCCUCGGGUUCGUUUUCCUGGGAUAACGACACGCUGGCGGGCUGGCAGACCUUCGUGGGCAGGAGCCGGCACAGGACGGACUCACAGCACGUGGCGGCGAAAGCCCUGCUCGUCGCGGCGUACUCCGUCAUCAUCGUCAUCUCCCUCUUCGGCAACGUCCUCGUCUGCCACGUCGGCGUCAAGAGCAGACGCCUGCGGUCCGCCACCAGCUUGUUCAUCGUCAAUUUGGCCGUGGCCGACAUCAUGAUCAUGCUUCUCAACGCCCCUUUCACGCUGGCUCGCUUUGUGAACAGUACGUGGAUAUUCGGGAAGGGGAUGUGCCACGUCAGUCGGUUUGCCCAGUACUGCUCCCUCCACGUCUCUGCCUUGACCCUCACAGCCAUUGCCGUGGACAGGCACCAGGUUAUCAUGCACCCUCUGAAACCUCGCAUAUCUACUGCAAAAGGUGUUAUCUACAUCUCUGUAAUUUGGGUCAUGGCGGCUUGUUUUUCCCUCCCACACGCUAUCUACCAAAAACUCUUUACCUUUGAAUACAGUGAGGAAGUUACCCGGUGCCUGUGUCUCCCGGAUUUCCCUGAGCCAGCUGACCUCUUUUGGAAGUACCUCGACCUGACCACCUUCAUUUUGCUCUACGUCCUGCCCCUGGUGAUCAUCUCGGCUGCCUACGUGACGGUGGCCAAGAAGCUCUGGCUGCGCAACGCCAUCGGAGAUGUCACCACCGAGCAGUACUUUGCCCUUCGCAGGAAGAACAAGAAGACUAUAAAGAUGCUGAUGCUCGUGGUCGUCCUCUUUGCAGUCUGCUGGUUUCCCUUAAACUGCUACGUCGUCCUCCUCUCCAGCCAGACCAUCCGCACCAACAACGCCCUCUACUUCGCCUUUCACUGGCUUGCGAUGAGCAGCACCUGCUACAACCCGUUCAUCUACUGCUGGCUCAACGACAGUUUCCGAUCGGAGCUGAAGGCUUUGCUCAACAUCUGCAGAAAACCUCCAGGCCCCGCAGAACAGAGGCUUCCUUCCGCGCUCCCUUCCUACCGGCUGGCUUGGCCAGAAAACGGCACCUUCAGGAGGUUGCAGGCCUCUCACGUCCUGCCCUCGGCCUCCAACAUCCCGUCAGGAAAGACAGACAUCUCUGCAGUGGAGCCGAUAGUAGCCGUGAGCUAAACAGUGGCCCUGGGGCAUUGAGAAGGACCUCACUUAAUUUUGGCUGGAGCUAGGAAAGUGGGAAGGUGUGGGGCCCUGGCCUGCGUGGUGGCAGUGGCAGCACCAAGCCUGGCUGUGUGAGAGGCAGCAUGAAGAAGCUGCAUCUUUGAUGCUGGCUGAUGGUAAGAAUAUGGAGCCCUGGAAGGGAAGGAAGGAAACGCUUGCUGGGAAGGAGCUCUCUUUUUGUCUUGGUCACGUUGACUUCAGAUCUGGUGGUAGGGAGGGAUUCUUUGCAUGUACACCGCUGUUACCUGCAUGACUGAGUCUUUUUACCGCUGGGGUGGUGUGUGUAUUUUGCUGGUAUUUAAAUGCUAAAGCAACAGCCUGAUCACAUCGAGCCUCCCUCCCCGUUAUCUCUUGGUAGCACCGCAGAAAUGGCAGAUGUAGACCGUAGGCCGCUGGCUUAAGUCCAGUGCACUUGGGUGGGAGACAUCUCUUCCUAAAGGGGCCUGAUGGGUCAAGGUCAGCUCAGUAUGAGUAAACAAGUACAUCUUAAAAAUCCAUUUUUUGGUGGAAAUACCUUCCGAGAGGUGGAGGGCUAGACAGCCACUGAAAAUUAGAGUGGU